Messenger RNA from Panicum virgatum (switchgrass), 327 nucleotides. Its product is annotated as ubiquitin-like. Gene Ontology annotation, cellular component: ribosome; cytoplasm; nucleus. Gene Ontology annotation, biological process: modification-dependent protein catabolic process; protein ubiquitination; translation. Gene Ontology annotation, molecular function: protein tag activity; structural constituent of ribosome; ubiquitin protein ligase binding. The record is from RefSeq and is a predicted model, not a curated record. The transcript has 3 exons. Bases 1 to 327 code for a protein of 108 amino acids. NCBI's taxonomy places the organism in Eukaryota, Viridiplantae, Streptophyta, Magnoliopsida, Poales, Poaceae.
AUGCCGCCAUCAGACUCGCAGCCUCGCAGGCCGUCGGCGCACGUAGCAGCAUUGUUUAUGGUCAAGGAAUGGGAGAGCAGCGACACCAUCGACAACGUCAAGGCCAAGAUCCAGGACAAGGAGGGCAUCCCGCCGGACCAACAGCGACUCAUCUUCGCCGGGAAGCAGCUCGAGGACGGCCGCACCCUCGCCGACUACAACAUCCAGAAGGAGUCGACGCUGCACCUGGUGCUGCGCCUCCGCGGCGGGUACCCCAAGGGGAUCGAGCCCAGCCUCCGCGAGCUCGCGCAGAAGUACAACGAGAGGAAGAUGGUCUGCCGAAAGUAA